Molecule: messenger RNA, 1965 nt
Organism: Prorocentrum cordatum
Lineage: Eukaryota; Dinophyceae; Prorocentrales; Prorocentraceae
Source: the annotation of a GenBank genome assembly
UGGGUCAAGUUCAGGAAGUAAGUAGCGCCGCUUGGGCGCCAGGAGCGCUGCGGCUGCACACCAGUUGCAUGGCGGCGUCCAGGGCGGAUCCGGGUGACGCUUUCGCGGCGAAGCGCCUGCUCUUAGGUGGCACGUCUGCGUGGUACGUGCCAGCCCAUUUCGAGCCUGUGAAAAAGGUCAGCAUGUGCGCUCACACCGAGGUGCUCACGUUUCUGGACACGGAGUCUGGGAGCAUCGUGUCGGUCAAAAAGGUGAAGGACGCGAUGCGAAAUCUUGCGGACGCGCAGAGACUCUUGCGGGAAGUGAAGGUUCUACGAUCGGCUCGACACGAAAAUCUUCUGGCCGUGGUGGAUGCCUAUGCGCCAAGUAGUCUGAAAGACGUUUACGUUGUGACGCCAGCCAUGCAAUCCAGCCUGCACCGAGUGAUAAGCUCUGGGCAGACGCUCACGUGGGAGCACCGGCGGCUCCUCCUGCACCAGAUAUUGAAGGGCCUCUUAUACCUUCACAGCGCGGGCCUUGUGCAUCGAGAGCUGCGGCCGAGCAAUAUCCUCGUGAACGCGAACUGCAGCCUCAAGAUAUGCAACUUCGGCCUCACGCGUUGCCGGGAGGAGGAGGACGGCGUGGCCGCCUCGGAGUACCGCGCCCCCGAGCUGCUGCUCGGCAGCAGGUACACCUGCGCCGUGGACAUCUGGGCCGCUGGAUGCAUCCUCGGUGAGCUUGCCGCGGGGAGGGCAGUCUUCGGCGGCAGGGACAGCCUGGACCAGCUUCGUCGGAUUCUGUCGGUCCUGGGGCCUCCUCCCGCUGGGGAUUUGGACUGGAUCCCCAGCAGCGGCAGGGAGCUCCUGCAGGAGCUGCUGCGAACCGCCCUGCGCGGUGGUCGGCCCGCCUGCUGGGCGGACGUGAUCCCGGGCAGCCCCGGGCUGGAGCUCCAGACUGUGGAGUCCAUGCUCGCGUUCGGGCCGCGGCGGCGCCCGACGGCUCUCGACAUGCUGAGGCACCCGAGCCUGCAGCCCUACCACUCCGAGGCCGACGAGGUGAGGUCCGAGUCGACCUUCGACCUCUCCUUUGACAGGCACGCCCUGUCCGACGAGGAGCUCCGGGGGCGCCUUCGGGACGAGUGCCGUAUCUUCCAGCACUCGCAGGCGUCUCCCAGCACGCGGCUGUUCACGCCCGAGCACCGGGGCGCGCGGCUCGGCGUCGUCGCGCUGCCCUCGUGCCACUCGGAGAGGGGCAGCGCGUGGAGCUACAGCCCGCUGUCGUCCGCGGGCGGCGAGGGCCUGUCUCCCCCGUUCCGCGCGGCAGGGGGGAGCGGGCAGGUCGCGGAGGCGGAGUGCACCCUCGCGUCCGAGGCGUCGUCCUCCCUGGUGGCCGCCGCGCUGGAGGUGGGGGAGACGCCGCCCGCGAAGCAGUUCCAGAAGUCUGACGCUGCGCCGGAGCGGUAUCGACUAGGCAGCGGGUGACGCCGCCGCCAAAGCUACCGGGAUCGAGUAUGGACUAGGGCGGAUUUCGUCACAUAUUCUUGUUUAGGCCCUAGGCCCACGGCCUACCCGUCCCACUGAGGGGCAGGGGCCAGACCAACAACCAAGCAUACCCCCCAGAGGCAACAGGAAGAAACAGCCCAGGCGGGGUCUGAUUGCCCUUGUGCCUCCAGAGGGUCUGUUCUGGCUGUCUGCUCUCCCCACCCGACCCCUGGCUGGGCACGUGGACCACGAGCCCAGGGCAGUCGUGCGUGUUCGCUCUCGGAGCAAGAUGGGUCAACGGGAUACCUGUGAAGUAAUGCCCAAUUUUCGGUGUUUCACCUCGAUUGCACAAGUCAAUCUUCUUGGGGGAGGGAGCCCCAUCAUGCGGCACCCGCAUGGGCGCAGGCCGUAGCUUGGUGUUCCGUGUGUGCUCCAGGUGGCUGCACGUGGUGCACGUGUUCACUAUAUUGGAGAAGUGGGGCCGAAGAGCAGCAGAACGACCAUG